Molecule: messenger RNA, 5042 nt
Organism: Malaya genurostris
Lineage: Eukaryota; Metazoa; Arthropoda; Insecta; Diptera; Culicidae
Gene: RecQ4
Product: ATP-dependent DNA helicase Q4
Exons: 9
Coding region: 157-4953 (1598 amino acids)
Biological process (GO): DNA replication; double-strand break repair via homologous recombination
Cellular component (GO): nucleus; chromosome; cytoplasm
Molecular function (GO): 3'-5' DNA helicase activity; nucleic acid binding; zinc ion binding
Source: RefSeq, a predicted model, not a curated record
UUAUGAUAGUAUUUCGCGCGCGUAAGAUUUCGUUGAACUUCUACGGUUUUAUUUUAAUAUUCUUGUAAUUUCACUGCGGAAUGCAGAUUUUUAUGAUUUUUAAGCCGGGGUAAAAAAAAUGAUAUAAAAAAGUGAUUUUUUUUACUGAAUUACAUAAUGGAAGAUGCGGUGUUCCGUACCAGGUACCAUAAAUAUAAGUGCAAAGUGAAAUUGUGGGAAAAAGAAUUUCGUAAAAAACAUGGACGAAUUCCAUCGAAGCACGAUAUUCGUGAUUCUUCGGCGGACGUACGGGACGCGUAUAAAAUGUACUACAAACUAAAAACGUCACUACUUGAGAACACUUUACAAGAUGCGCUGGAUGAUGACGAUGAUUUUGACUGUUCGCUAGUGUCUCAGAUGGAAUCGAACCUUUCGCAAGAAAGUUUUAUAGAAACUAACUUUUCCAAUUUGAGUGAACUAAAAGAGUCAAAUUUAUCUAUCAGUAGUUUACUAACCGAUAAGAUUGCAGACAAAGUGACCGACUUCGAAGCGGAACAAGAAUUGGAACUGAAUAGUAAAGCAUGGGGCAAAGAAUUGAACAAACCGAAAGCAACGACAGUACAAUCGACAAAAAAAGAACAUGUCAAGCCUAGAUCGAAGCCGCCAACAAUGCUAUUGAUGAGUGCUUCGGGAAUGCUUCCAAAGAGAAACCCUCGGAAAUCGUUUCCUACUAAUUCUUUUGCAAUGUCCACUGCAAAUUUAAAUACACCUGUAGCAUCCAACUGGAAGGAGGCUCUUCCUGAUCUGGAGACACUGUUGAACGAAAAAUCGAAACAAACACAAGAAAUAUCUCCCAUUCAGAAUAUAAAGCUGAAUCUUCCAGCCAAAGAACCACUGAAUCAAUUGGACCAGGGAUGGCUUAAUCGUCAAUCGUCCGAGCUUGGUAUGGUUACAACAAUGGACAGUGAUUCUCGGCCUAAAAAAUAUGGAUUGAGUAACAUCAGUUUACCCUUACUGGAUAGCUCGACUGCGACGACAGUGGACACUUCGAGCAGCUUCGGCAUCUCGUCCUUGAGCAUGAGUUCGUUCUGUGAAAGUAAUAUUGUUGCUCAAAAUACGGCUUAUGAUAGAAAUUUGAAUUCGGACUCGGAUGGGGUAGUUGAAAACAGUGAAGAUGAGGCCGGACGAAACGAUACGUCCAUAGCAGGCAAUGUACGUCAUAUUACCAAAAAAAGGAAAGUGUUCACUAAUACGAAUGUGAAACUAACCAAGGAUGACAAAGUUACUAACCAAGAAACUCUAGCAAUGGAAAAGGAUUUGCACAAAGGAAAGAUAAAUAUUGAAGUGGAAAAUCAGGACCCGGAAAACAUAAACGAACAGAAAGAAAGAGAGCCUCGAGUCGAGAAAAAGGUUACAGCAACUAAAACAAGAAUAAAGAAGAAGAUGCCACAGUCGAAGAAUACCACGCGUAGAGUUUUAACGCGUGCUCGGAAAUUGGUUAGUUAUACGUCCACAGUUAGCGAAGAUGAAGUAGUUGAUGAUCUUGAUGAAAACUUUGACGACGAGGACAAGGAUCCAGAUUUUGUAACGGACAAAAACGACCAUUCGAUGAACGAUCACGAUCCGGAUGAAUGUAACGGCGACAUAUCGGCGGAUGCGCCUAUUGUUGAAGCAACCGCAGCUAAAUCGAAGAAAAAGGAAUCAAAAACAACCCGUAAAGCUCGGAGUAAAUCUAAAGCUGCAUCGGUGUCUCCAGUGAGUGGCCGAAAGCGUCGUUCAGGGAGUGCUAAGAAAAGUCCAGCUUCUCCGCGAAUCGGUGGAAACACCGGAAAAGGCAAAAAGAAAGUUACCAAGACCAAGGCAAUCAAAGGCAAAUCUGCACACCGAGAUGUUUCACCCAAGAGGGAAGAAGAUUUUAAUGAAUAUGUUUUAGAAUUCGGCAUUGAAAGUUUGAAUAAUGUUCCCCGAAUCGACAUAGGCGAGUUGAAGAAAAGUACCGAGACCAUUGAGGAAUUUAUUCAGGGUGUGCCGACUAAAACAGCCACUAGCAGCAGACUCAAAAGUAAUGAUGUAACGACUGCCAAGGAGGCAGCUUUGAAAAAGAAGGUUGCCGCCGGAAAAUUGAACGAGAAUUUUGUCAGAGUAGAUCUCAAGAAGAAAGUUUUUGUGAAGGGUAAAAAAACUAUCAAUUACAGUAGGUACAAAAAGUCGUUGUGGAAAAAGAAGAAAAUUGCUGCCCUCGCUGGACCAGAUAUGGAUAUGGGAGGAUGUGAUGGAGGGGUGCUCACCUGUUUUCAGUGUGGCGGAGUGGGGCAUAUGGCCCGAAGUUGCAAGGUAAAAAGUGAAAAUUUGCUUCCACUUGAUGCCGUUGGCCAGGAAGAAUCCGAAUUUCCUACCUUAGAAGAAGCCGAUUCAAUGGCGAAGGCAAAGUCCCUGGUUGUCCACGCAAACAAAAUUCAGAAUCUUCCGGUAGUAGAUAACCCACUAUGGAAAGAAGAAUCCACUAGCACUAGCACAGGCCAAGGUUCUAGAGUGGGUGAUGCCGACGAAGAGUACGAAGAUCUUCCGCCUAAAACUCAGCAUCUUACCCAAAUCAGACACGUCAUACCAGAUGAUUUCCUUAAAAAAUCCGGAAUACUGGAUUACACUGUUGGAAAUAAGGACAAAAUUGAACCAAUUUUUCAACUCCUGGCGGAUGGUUCUUUACCGCCGACACCAACCGAGGUUCGCAAUGCACUACGAAUGUUCGGUCAUGCCGAAUUUCGUGCCGGACAGGAGCGAGCUAUUAUGCGAGUCCUCUGCGGUGUUUCGACACUAGUUACACUGAGCACAGGAUCUGGAAAAUCACUUUGCUAUCAAUUACCCGCCUAUCUCUAUCGUAAGCACAGGAAAUGUGUCACGUUAGUCAUUUCUCCUCUUGUUUCCCUCAUGGAAGAUCAGGUACAUGGCGUUCCGGACUUUAUAAAUGCCCAAUGUUUGCAUACCAAUCAAACACCGAAAGUUCGAGACAAAACAAUGGCUGCUAUCUCAUCAGGCGAAUUAGAUGUGAUUCUUGUAUCCCCGGAAGCUGUAGUAUCGGGUGAGAAAUCUACCGGAUUCGGCUCCCUUCUACGACAACUGCCUCCGAUUGCAUUUGCGUGUAUAGAUGAAGCCCAUUGCGUGUCUCAGUGGAGUCACAAUUUCCGACCGAGUUAUCUGAUGAUAUGCAGAGUACUGAAGGAAAAGCUGGGUGUUCGAACGAUUCUUGGGUUAACGGCGACAGCCACAUAUCAGACAAGGCAUAGUAUCGUUGACCACUUGGGUAUCCCGGACGGUACAAACGGCAUCAUUAGUGAUAUACCAUUGCCGGACAAUUUAAUUCUAACGGUUUCUAAGGACGCUAACCGUGAUGCAGCUUUGUUGCGGUUGUUACAGUCGGACCGGUUUAGUGAGUUACGUUCAAUCAUCGUUUAUUGCACCCGGCGAGACGAGUGCGAACGUAUAGCAGCUUUCCUGCGUACAUGUUUUCAAGAUCCUCAUAGAACGGAACAGGAGACCAAUGCCGGGAAAAAACGUAAAAGGGUAAAUAUUACAGCUGAACCGUACCAUGCCGGGUUGCCGUCAUCGAGGAGGAAAACUAUUCAGAACGCAUUUAUGAGCGGUGAUUUACGGAUCGUUGUCGCUACGAUCGCUUUCGGAAUGGGCAUCAACAAGUCGGAUAUACGCGCAAUCAUCCAUUACAAUAUGCCAAAGAAUUUUGAAAGUUAUGUGCAGGAAGUUGGUCGCGCUGGUCGCGACGGAUGCAUUUCUCAUUGUCAUGUGUUUUUAGAUAGCAAAGGAAACGAUAGGAAUGAAUUGAAAAGACAUGUCUAUGCAAACUCUAUCGACCGACACGUUAUUAGGAAAUUGUUGCAGAAAAUUUUUGUUCCAUGUGCUUGCGUGAAAAAUUUCGAGGAUAAAAACUUCUCCGAAGAACAUCGAAAACAUGUAGAAUCACUGAACGGUAUCGAUUGGUCGGAUGAUUUUCCGGAGCAACUUGGGGACAAACCAAAUUUCUUGAAACCUAUGGCUAAGAAACGUAUCUGCCCCGGACAUGAAGUAUGUUUUUCGAUAGAGUCAACCAUUCGACAGUUAGAUAUUCCAGAAGAAAACAUUUCCACACUCCUGUGCUAUCUGGAAUUGCACGAAGAACGUUUUAUUCAGGUGUUAAGCCGGGCAUACAUCAUGUGCAAAGUAAUGUCUUAUGCUGGGCCAAAGGCUUUAAAAUCUGCCGCGAAGCAAUGUCCUCCUUUAGCGAUGGCGAUAGCUCUAGAUCUGAAAAAAGGAAUUUCACAUGAUGCGGCAACCUUCAUCGAAUUUCCCGUAAUAGAUGUUGCCGCUUCUAUCGGUUGGGAUAGCGGCGUUGUGAAGUUCCAGUUGAAAAAUCUAGAGUGGACCGUUGAAAACAAUAUUCGAAAACGAUCCGCCAUAAGUGUUAGUUUCUCCGAUUUGGGCUUUCGUAUCCGUGCUCCAGGAGAUUUGACAAAUGAGGAACUGGAUUCUAAUCUAGACUCGUUAUACGCACGUGUCUCAAACCAGGAAAAAACUCAACUCAUACAACUUCAGAGUGUUUUCUCUGCACUGUCUUCAGUGGCCUCAAAAACAUAUUUGCCGUUCAGUGCAGCUGAUUGUCCACAGGGCCCUUCAGAUAAGCUAAAGAAGAUUAUUCGGGAGUAUUUCCAAAUGGAUAUCGCAAACGAAGAUGUGGAGUUAAUACCGGAGCCCGAUGAUACACCCGAUUCUCAGUUACUUAGUGACAUCAGAACACUCAUUCAGCGUUAUCCGGAAAAUAAUUUCAGUGGUAGGUCAGUAGCCAGAAUAUUUCAUGGUGUCCAAAGUCCAAAUUAUCCAGCAGUCAUUUGGGGUAGAUGCAACUUUUGGCGAGCACACACCAGUGCCGAUUUUAAUCGCAUAGUUCGCCUUGCCAAUGCCGAAAUAGUGCGUAUGCGAACAUAAAGAAAAGUAAGUGCACGAACAGCGAUCAUGAAAAUGUAAGUACAUUGCACAAAAGUUCGACUGCGAACACUGCAAUAGUUAAGGCAAAA